Podarcis lilfordi (Lilford's wall lizard) is the source of this 10781-nucleotide messenger RNA. NCBI's taxonomy places the organism in Eukaryota, Metazoa, Chordata, Lepidosauria, Squamata, Lacertidae. The record is from the annotation of a GenBank genome assembly.
AUGGCAUCUGUGACAUUGGUGACAGGUUUGAGACCUCCCUUCUCUCUCUCAGAUGGAAAACUCCCCACCUGUCGAUAUCUCCCCUCCCCAGUUCCUCAUGUCUUUUCUCUUCUCUUCUUUCCUGCCAGUCUCUCUCCUGACCCACCUCUGGGGAUCGGCCUGUGCAGGUAACGUUGACUUCUGGUUCCUGCUAUGACAAUUUCAGCCCGUCUUGGAUAGGUGGUGCAGUUAGGAAUCACGCUUUAAACGAUUGGAGACAACUCUUGCUCAUUUAGCAGCUCUGAAACAGGUAGAAAUCAACAGGUGGAGCUUUCCACAGCAUGUUGAUUAGCCUAUCUUCCCCUUUUGGAUUUCUGCCUGUUCAUCAGUUGCUAAAAGCAGAGAAAGGAACUUUGCAGGAAUAAGGUGGGACUCUCGAUAGCGGCAGCAAAUUCAAGGCUGCAAGCCACUGCCUUCAGUGGGUCUUCUCCGCGUGUGACUAAGAUUGGAGACAACCCAUUAAUUCAAAUUAACACAGAGCAAACUAAAAUAAGUUGUUGUUGUUGUAUAGUUGUUUAGUCGUGUCCGACUCUUCGUGACCCCCUGGACUAGAGCACGCCAGGCACUCCUGUCUUCCACUGCCUCCCGCAGUUUGGUCAAACUCAUGCUGGUAGCUUCGAGAACACUGUCCCACCAUCUCGUCCUCUGUCGUCCCCUUCUCCUUGGGCCCUCCAUCUUUCCCAACAUCAGGGUCUUUUCCAAGGAGUCUUCUCUUCUCAUGAGGAGGCCAAAGUACUGGAGCCUCAGCUUCAGGAUCGGUCCUUCCAGUGAGCACUCAGGGCUGAUUUCCUUCAGAAUGGAGAGGUUUGAUCUUCUUGCAGUCCAUGGGACUCUCAAGAGUCUCCUCCAGCACCAGAAUUCAAAAGAAAGAAGUUACUGGCCUAUAAUUUAUGGUUAUUAUUAUACCAUAAAUUAUUAUACCAUAAAUCAGAACCAGCCCUCUUUAUUCUGUAUGAAAAAGGUGUCAGAAGGUGGAGUUUCAUAUUUGCAUUUCCCCAUUGCUUUUCUGCAAAUAUAAUAGAGAUUACAAAUUCUUUGAGACAGCUGAAUUGAGAUUUAAACAUUUGUAAGCUCUAGCUUAAUUUGAUAAGGUAUCCGCCUUGUGUGUAAAGAAAAGGAAAAAUAAAAUAACGAAACAGAUCCUGUACUUAGCAAUGUCAACUUGGAAAAUGGUGGAAUGAGUUUAAAUAGGAUGGAAUGAAUUAUGGGGCAGAUGGGGGAUGUUAUCUCUGAUUUUUCCCAUUCCAAUGGCUGAUUAAAAAGGUUGUUUCUAUUGCUGUAUAAUUAAGGCAAAUAAUGCACUAAUUGCAUCCACUCCUACUCUUAAAUCCUUGUGUAAGAAGUCUAUAAAUAGAAGGGGAAGAAUAAUCCAGAAAUUGAAUGUGAAAUAACUAAAUCCAAAAUUGCUUGCAAAAUGACAAUUUUCAAUUUGCCACACCAAAAAGAACAUUUUAACCCAGAAUCUGGGAGGCGGAAAUGAGGGUGUGGGUGGGAAUGAAGUAAAACUGAAAAAUGUGUUGGGGAGGUGAAUGGAAAGGUCUUUUUCACACAAAGAGGCCUUUAUUUGAAAGGCUGGUAGUGGAAUUUUGUUUUGAUGCAUAAACUCGAUAAAACUGGCCCAUUACAGAAAUUAUAUAUGGUGGUGGAUAAACCCAACUGCCCAAGGUUGGGUUAGUCUUUUUUAACAAUUAGAGUAAAUAAUUAGCAUAAACAUCUAAUUUCAUUUCCAAAUGUCUCCUAAAGUUGUAUGAGAGACGGGCAAUCUGCCAUUUUCAGUUGUUUUUUUCAUUUUACCAAUCUCAAAUUCCCCAUGUUUUCACAUCCGGCUUCUGAUGUUUUUAAGUCCUCGUGAAAAUUCAUCAGCUUUAAAGUGCGAAUUUCUCGUGAUAUACCCAUUCUUAUACAAUUUUGCCUAACAUACACAUUUCUGCAGAUGAAUCUUCUCCGAUAUAAUGCAUUUUUGUAUGCCGUUUUCAUAAUAUAUAUACCGGGUGUCAUCAGCAUACUGGUGACACCGAACCCUCAAACUCUGGACAACCUCUUCCAGCAGUUUCAUGUAAAUGUUAAAUAGCAUGGAGGACAUGAAGGAAGGAAGGAAGGAACAGAGCAACUGUAAAACAGGGCCUCCAGUCCCACCCCAGCAAGGCAGCCCAGGAGGAUACCAUGGUUGAUGGUAUCAAAAGCCCCCAAGAAGUCCAGCAGAACCAACAGGGACACAUUCCCCCUGUCUAGUUCUCUCUAGGCAUUGUUCAAAGAUAGUGUUAUAAGAAAAAAAACCCUGCUCCUUUUCCCUUAUGGGGUAUCCAAGAGCCCGUAUAGAGUCCUUACGUGGGUUCCCUAUUGGUAGGAGAAAAUUACAGAGGCCAACCAGAGUAUAUUGAGAAACAAAGCGGCUAUUAAGACUGAUCUUUAUUAAAACUGUUGCAAUAGUGUCCCCACUCACCACAUGCAGAAGGGACCCAGAACAAUGGUAUGCAAGCCCUUAUAUAGACUUUUGAAACUGCCCACCCUGUAGCCAGAGACCACUCCCAAAAUACCAUGCAUACAUCACAGAAGGAGGCUGUCUACAGCAGAGAUCCUGUUUGCCAGGAUAUCUGUUACUGGUCACUGAUUGCAUUACCUGGGCAGCCUGGCCAUUCUUUUGUGAUGUUUAAUACUUUAAUUCCUGAAUCCAGGUCACAGGCUCACCCUAUGAGCCUUUUAAGACAGGAUUUGUAAGCGGAAAGAGAAUUGGAAGGCUUUCCCCAUUUGCCUCCCUUACUGCAGAGGAAUAUCUGAGGUCAUUGGGAAAGUCAAAAUGGCUUCAGGAUGGCUCUCCGAUAAUAUUUCAGACACAUGGUUUAUAUGUGUUUGCCAUGUACAUUUGUGAACAUUUAUUUUAUAUCUGAGAUCUUCGAAUUCUUAUAACAAUAGAAAGAACAGAAACACAGCAGUAAGUCGAGGCUACGUUUUGAGUGAUUGCCGAAACCACACACACCACAAUAGUGUUGGUCUGGUUUGAAGAGUGUGGCUGGUGUGGCUCCUGAGCGAUGGAGUCUCUUAAUAGUUCAGCUAGUAAAGUCGGCUUCCUUGUGUUCCCUUUUCUAUUUGACUGUAAGCCUCAACCCAGGGACUGACUUAUGGGAACAUUUUGACUCAUGGGUGCAGUGACACCUUUAGGUAGGGAUGGAGAAGGCCCCUGCCUGAAAUCUUAGAGAGUCGCACCCAGUUCAUGAAGACAACACUGAUCAAGGUGGACCAAUGGCCUAACCAGGGAGAAACUCAAUUUUGCUUGGAUUUUAACAAGAAGUUUCCAUCCUGGUCCUUGCCUGGUCUGCCCUCCCAGCCGGCAGGUGUGUGUGCUUUGUGCUGCAACAGUUUGUUUGACCUUUGGAAUACCUGGCUGCAAGUAAAAGUGUUUGUGCUGUUCACACUAUGGGUUAACGUUUGAUCGCUGGCUGAGUGAUUGCAGAUUGGGCAGGCUGUGGCCUUAUGAUACAAAAGUGCCUAACGUUAGCAGAAAUUGCUUGCCAAAACUGGUAUUUUAGUCCAAACGACAUACAAAAAUGUGUUUUUGGGGGGAGAAAAUUGCACGAAGAUGAAUUUUCUAUGUUUUUAUAUAAUUUUAUUAAAAUUUCUGUUUUACAAUUUAAAAUACUCAUUUUGCAUCCUUAAGAUAUCAACGACUUCACUUCUUCUCUUACCAUGGUUCAUUUUACAUAUCACAAAUCCCUGCAUAUUUUACAAAAACUACUGAUAUGCCAUUCAGUCUUCCAUUAUUUCAUCCAUCAAAAUUUAUUUACAUGGUUGAAUUUAUCUUAAUGCUGCCAAUGUUUUCAGGUGUACACAGUUAUUUCCCAUAUAUUCAAUAAACAUUUUUCAGUCUUCUUUAAGCAUAUGCUCUUCUUGUUCUCUUAUUCUAUAUGUGAAAUCUGCAAGUUGUGCAUAGAGUGGUACCUUGGUUCUCAAACUUAAUCCCUUCCAGAAAUCUGUUCCAAAACCAAAGUGUUCCAAAACCAAGGUGCGCUUUGCCAUAGAAAGGAUUGCAAAAUGGAUUAAUCCAUUCCAGCCUUUAUAAACAACCCCUAAGACAGCAAUUUAACAUGAAUUUCACUAUCUAACGAGACCACUGAUCCAUAAAAUGAAAGCAAUAAACAAUGUACUGCAGUCACACAAUCAAUCAAUCAGUAGCUGAACUGGGUUCCACACAGUCACAAAAACAAAACAAAAAGAGCCACAAAAACAAAACAAAAAGAGCCACAAAAACAAAAAGGCAAAAGAAAUAGCAAAAACAGACAGACCUCAGCGUAACACUCAAAACGGAGCACAUUUGGCUUCCGAGAAAAGUUUGCAAACCGGAACACUUACUUCUGGGUUUGCAGUGUUUGGGUUCCAAGUUGUUUGAGUACCAAGGUGUUUGAGAACCAAGGCACCACUGUAUUCGGUCAACCUAAGUUGCCAUUUUUCUUUGGUUGGGGCCUCGCUUGUUUUCCAUUUUGGGGCUUACAAAACACGGGCCGCAGUAGUGGCAUACAUAAAUGCUGAUGGAUUUUCAUGAAGUUUCUUAAAAACCGCACUGUGGAUUCCUGUAGAAAUGUAGAGAACUGGAAUAAUGAGAAACACAGUAAAACCGAAUCUGACAGAUCCGUCUAUCCUUAGGCCUGACAGUUUCCUUUGUGUAUUUCCUGAUCCAUUCCUCCAACUUUCUCUGUGUUCCUCCCCUUUGUUCUCAGGCUACCCUCCUCCCCCCAGAUUCUCUGUGUCCCCCAAACAAGACAUCUACAGAACUGGCGAACUGAUAAACUUCACGUGCUCCGCUCCUGACCACCGUAACAUAUCCGGAGUCACCUUUUUCAGUCACCAAUGGAUACUGUAUUUCCAGAAGCCUCCGCCCUCUGGGGGGGCAUUCACACAUGCCCUGCGCCUGUCUCCCCAAGACAGCAGCGAGUAUUCCUGUACCUACAAUGUUAUACAAUCGAGAGAGCAAUCGCAUGGAAGCAACUCCAUCCAUAUUGCAGUGAUGGGUGAGGCCUCCUUUUUCGGGGUACGUCUCUUGGAAGGGGCAAGAGGGAGCCCAGGCAGACUUUGGGCGAGAAAAUGUGCUUAGCAGAAUCCAAAUACACGCUGAGAAGCAGGCUUUUCCAUUCAAUCUUUUCAUAUGAGUAACCUUUUCACACCCCUCUUUUCUUCCGUGUUUUGUUUCUGCAACACCAUCAGUAUAUGUAAUAAUAAUGAUGAUGAUGAUGAUAAUGAUGAUAAUAAUAAACUUUUAUUUAUAUCCCGCCCUUCCUAGCCGAAGUCAGGCUCAGGGCGGCUAACAUCAAAUAUAUAAUAUUGGUAUGUCCAAAUUAAAACAUGUCCCUGCCCCCAUGGGUGUGAGAGAAAUAACAAAGGGAGAGGAAGGGAAGUUUAAAAAUUACUCAUGAGUAGGAAUUCAGGGAGAUGUUUUAGAGCAGCGGAUCUCAACCUGUGGGUCCCCAGAUGUGGUUGGACUACAACUCCCAUCAUCCCUGACCACUGGUCAUGCUGGCUAGGAAUGAUGGGAGUUGUAGUCCAACUAUAUCUGGGGAUCCACAGGUUGAGAAACACUCUUUUAGAGGGAUGUAAGGACACAACAGUUCUUGACCUGUGAAAGAGGUCCCUUCUCAUUUCCUACUCCCGAAGUGUGAUGUUCUCAGCCUUCCUACUGUAAGACCUUUCCGUUGCGUCAGUGGAGGGGUGAGGCUUCUCUACAUCUUCCUGGAAGCUUUCGUGUCAGUACUUCCAUGUUCCCCAUCUCCUCCAGUUCAGUCCCCAUCAUUCCAAGCAAUAAUGAUUCGUACUGGCCCCAAACCCACAAACUCUGUCCCUCAACUUGGGCAAAAUACUGGACUGCCCCAGUCCAUCUAUGUGGACCUUGGCCUCAAUCAUUUUGAUUCAGGAAGACAGGAAGUUCCCUUAUACUGAAUCAUGUGGGAAUGUUGUGGGUAGCAGGAAAGGAUUUUUUUGAUUAAAUAUUAUCCUUCCUAACUCACGCUGGUUAGUUUAUUCAUAUAGCAGAGUACAUCCCCCUCUUUACAGAGCAGGAAGCGACUUGCAGAUUCGUUAGAAUCUCUUAAGUUCUAUUAUUCCUGGUAAGACCCCUUGGAUUCCCUCCUAAAAGAAUAGACACAACAGUCUUCUUUUUAAAGCAAUGAGAAGUUUACUCACAUUCAGUUCACAGUUGGAUCCCUGAAGGCAGGCUUUAGCUUAGAGUUACAGAUGAGGAUUUGAGUUCGUCCCAUAUGGGAACUCAUCCUACAUGGUGCUGGCUGAGGGAAAUUCCCAGCCCUAGCUGGAAAUGCGAGGAAUUGAAUCUAGGACAAGCAGAUAGAUGAUCUGCCACUGAGCCGCAACUUUUCCUCAUCUUGUGGUCCCUUCUAACCCCCUCUCCUUUGUGGCUGGCUCCUCCAGAUCCUCUUCCUCCUCCAGUACUGAAAACGGACCCUCCGUCCAGAGUGGUGAACAAAGGAGACCCCUUGCUCCUCACUUGCUUGGCCAAAGGAGGCGGCGUGGAGAAAAGAUUCCAUUUCUUCAGGGAUGGUGUUGAGAUGAUCUCCGACAGCGGUGGGUCCCUGCGGUUCUCCAGAGAACAUGGGGGUGCCUCCGCAGGUGUGUCUGUCAACAUCCUGAAGGCUAAGCUCAACCACACUGGGGAAUUUGCCUGCAGGUAUGAGGAAAAAACGAGCAGGGGGUGGAUCGUCUCUCCGUGGAGUCAGAAGGUGUACCUCACAGGUGAGUGGUUUCCAACUGGUGGCAAUAGUUGGGGGUUAGGGUCUGCUUUAGCUUUGGGACCCUCCCCCCUUUGAUGUUUGAGUUCAAAGCCCCCCAUAGGCUUUGUGGGGUGUAAUCCAUGAAAGGCAGUCAAGUACAACAUUCAUUGAAAUGCUAGAGAAGACAUGCGAGGGGAUGUUUGCUCCAGCCAGUCGAAACUUCCUGUUCCUCCUGGCUGGAGCAUCCUUCCCUUCACAUGUGAUAGAAGGUGGGUGUGACCUAACCUGUCCAGGUAACAAAAGGACAAGUCACGCAGCAACCUUUCCCUUUUUUGACUUCCUUCCUCUUUUGACCAGCUUGUAGCUAAGACUGCUCUGCUAGCAGAAGCACUGGGAUUAUUCCUCCUUAUGGGGUAGAUUCCACAUGUACAUAUUUGUAACUAAGUCUGUCUUCAGGAAUCCAACUGUGAACUGAUGUUAAGUAAACUUCUUUUAUUGACUUUGAAUAAGAUUGUGGUGUCUUUAUUCUUUUAAGAGGGAUUCAAGGGAACUUACCAGGAACGUACAAUUCAAUCUGAAGACAGAACGAAUUGUAUAAUAGUGAGAGACUCGCACGAGCCUGCAACCAGCUAUCUGCUGUGCAUGUAAAAGGGGGAAUGUAACUUGCUAGCAUAAGUUAGGAAGGAUAUUUAUAAACAAUAUAUCCUCUCCUGCCACCCUGAACAUUCCCACAGCUGAUGGGGUCCAAAGGAAAGUAAAGCAAGACCAGCUUGGCUGCAGGAGUUGCCAGAAGGAGUACAAGGCCCCGUCCAACCGCCUUAGGGACUUUUUAGGGUUUCCUCUUGAGCCUUUUCUUCUCCCCAAGAUAUCCCGCAAGGCAGCGGAGGUUGAGGGUCAGAGUCACCUUCCCAAGCCCCACCUGCCCCUCACUUCUCUCUACAGCAUGUGCAGUGGUUCCCAUCUGUGGAAUGCUCUCCCCAGGUAAGUUCGCCUGGUGCCUUCAUUAUACACCUUUUGGCACCAGGCAAAAACGUUCCUUUUUAACCAGACCUUUGGUUGAUCUGUUUGACAUCCCAUACCCUUUAAGAUGUAGCUCUUUUCUGGGGUGGGUGGGUGUUUAUUCUGAUUAUGUAUGUUGUGAUCUUUUCUGUGAACCACCCUGAGACCUCUGGGUAUAGGGUGGCAUAUAAUUUCAAUACUACUAAUAAUAAUAAUAAUAAUAUGCAGAAACCGUCUUCUUGACUGUCGGACCCACUAUUUUGAGCCUGUCUUCACAUGCACUUUAAUUUGCAAAACAAAUCCUAUUUUAUAUUAAAACAGGCAUUAUAAACAGAUGGCGAUAUUAGCUUGUAUGAUCACUGUGUUUUUAACUUCAGUGAAUUACUGUUAUUGUGUCUUCAACAGCAAUGGCUACAAUGGAGUCCCCCCCCCCCCCCGAUUAUUCAUACCAACAGCUGAAUCCCCUUCUUUCCUUUCUGCAGUUUGGGCACCAAGUUCCUCUUCUCCACCCCUGCUAUAUGCAUGUUUGGCAAUUCCACUGGCGAUCCUGAUGGUCCCUCUUGCUUUUUACUGCACGAGAAGGAAUAGAGGUAGGUGAUGCUGAGAACUGUGGCCCUCUCCUGUCAUUUCCUAUUAGGGGAUGGUGCUCUUCUCUGCGUCACAAGAGUGGUGGUCAUGGAAGCAGUGUUGGUUAAAAGCAAGCAUUUAUUUUGUCUUCCUUCAUAUUGGAUGUGGUUAGGGUGUGGGAGGGAGCCUUGCCUGUGUCUGUCCUCUGGAACUCCCAGCCACAAGAGGUUUAUUUUCAGGACCAGCCCUGUCUCACCAUCUUUCUUCUCUUUUCUCUCUCCAUUUCCACUUUGGAAGCGUUGAAAUCCGAACAGGAAAACACGGAAGAAGCAAAUUCCGAGUACCUUGAAAUGUUCAGCGCCACUAGGAAGCCUCAGAGGUAAUGGCAACUAAUGCUGGUAUAACACUGAUGUGAUGUGUGUCUUCAUAAUUUCUUAUUUAUUUAAAGCAUUUCUUCCAAAAAGUGUUCCUAGACUGGCCAACCAAAAUAACAAUGGUCGUGGCACACAAGAAGGGAGGAGCGAAAGAGCCAGCUCAGGCAGCAGUUCAGUUCUUAAAGUUUUGAACAUAGUUGGAGGCGAAGAGCACCCACAAACUAUGCAAGGAGUUUCCAGAGGGGAGGAAAACUUUAACCCAGAGCCUGGCAACCUGGAAAUGCAGGAGAGACUUAUCAGUCAAGAGAGGGACAAUGUCUUGUUGGCUGGGAGAUAAAAGGAUGAAAGGCGACUGGAGGAACAGGCAGCGGGGGGUGUCCCAGGCAGAAAAAGGAGCAAAGAGACCCCACAGGGAGAAUCAUAGAAUUGUAGAAUUGGAAGGGACCCAGUGGAUCAUCUAGUCCAACCCUCCUGCAAUGCAGGGAAAUGCAGCUGCCCCUUACGGGGAUCAAACCUGCAACCUUGGCAUCAUCAGCACCACGCUCUAGUCAACUGAGCUAUCCAGGAAGAAGGACAAGUUUGGGGAUGGCAGAUAAGGAGUGGGAAAUACAUUUAAAAAAUUAAGAAAUUCUCCAGUAGCACCUUGGAGACCAACUAAGUUUGUUCUUGGUAUGAGCUUUCGUGUGCAUGCACACUUCUUCAGAUACACUGAACCAGAAGUCACCAGACCUUUAUAUAUAGUGAGAGGGUGGGAAGGGAUAUUACUCAGAAGGGUGGUGGGAAUGGGUGAUUGGCUGAUAGUGGUAAACAGUCGAGACCUAUCAGCCAAUCACCCAUUCCCACCACCCUUCUGAGUAAUACCCCUCCCUGUCUCACUACAUAUAAGGGUCUGGUGACUUCUGUUUCAGUGUAUCUGAAGAAGUGUGCAUGCUCACGAAGCUCAUACCAAGAACAAACUUAGUUGGUCUCAAGGUGCUACUGGACAAUUUUUAAUUUUUAUAUAUAUAUUUCUACUGCGUCAGACCAACACCGCUACCUACCUGAUUCAGGAGGGGAAAUGACUGGCAUAUUGGAGAGAAGGAAAGAUGUCUGUAAGGGAUGGGGUGGCUGGGACAGGGACAGAGCCAGUGGACAGGGAAAGGUGGGGGCAGAAGGGGCGAAGGGAGCAGAGCAGGAUUCCAGGUUGCCGGAGGCUGGGCUAGAUGACCCUUGGGGGUUCCCUUUAAUUCUUUAAUUCUUUAAUUCUAUGAUUCUAUGAUUCUAAUGUCUAUUCUGGACCCAGUAGGCCAGGCAGCUCCUGCUACAUGCUUCUGUCCUCAGACAGAUGCUUUGAUGGCCGUUUGGACUUCUCACAAGAGGGGGAUUCCUUGAGUUACUUGGCCGUUCACCUUUGCCGUGAGCUGUUGUGUGUAUUCUCUGUGUAAGAACUGGGACGGAAACUGUGGAAACAUUUAAAAAUAAAAUAAAAUAGUUUCGCGAGGUUAUUUCCCCCUCCAUUCAUGGCUGGGAUUGGGAGAUUCUUCCUGUCUUUCAUAUUGAAACCAUCACUUCCUCCAUGAAACCUUUGACAAUACAAUAACUGCCUCCCCCCCCCCCAAUUUCUAUUUAAGGAAAUAGAAACUGAGCUAUGGGAUUGGCUGCUACAGGAUGUGGUUUAGAUGCCUUUUGAAAAGAGGUACAUUCGUGAAGAUAUUCUGCCAAAACAUUUUAGUCAUGACAGCUUAGUAGAUCUUCAUUGUGCAGAAGCAGUCUACCUCUGAAUUGCUGUGCACUGGAGAUAAGCAAAAGAGGAGGGUGGCCUAUUUGUGAGUUGCCCAGUAGUGUCCAGCUGGCUGCUGUCAAAACUGAAUGAAGCGAACCCUCAAUUUGCUCCCAACAGGCUUGGGGGGCUCAUCAUUCUUUGAACAUGUCCCUCAAUUUCCUUCUCCUUUUCAGGACUCAGACGCCUUUUACUUCCUUGCCACCCCCUGCUCUGCCGCAGCCCCCACUAUCGCGAUCAUGGAUGGAGAGCAGAGCGAAACCGGCCGAAGACCAGGAGGAAGGUCUCUACAACAACAUUCCCCUUCAGGGCAAGAAGAGAGCAGAACGAUAG